CCACCUGAAUCAGAAUCGAUUGUUCCUGAAUCAGAUAAUCAGAUUGAUUGUUUGGAACCACAUCCACCAGCAGACGUAAUUAAGCAAACAGAAUACCAUAGUAAAACUAAGGUUGACGAAGCAUAUGAUUAUCUCCCAAAAGGUUAUUAGAGAAUCAAGCGCACAAGGAGGAGGAAGAGGAGAAGCAUGUGGCAGUAGCAGCUACAAUUACCUGGGCGCGCUGCUGCAGCUCAUGAUCCCGUGCAAGGCGGCGGUGGCGCCCUUCAGCCCGUCGCCGCCCAGCGAGGACUGCUGCUCGGCAGUGCGCGAGCUAGGGCAGCCCUGCCUCUGCCUGCUUCUCGCCGGCCCGCUCAUCUCCGGCGCCGACCGCCAGAUGCUCAGCCGCCUCCCCUCCACGUGCGCCGCCACCGGCGAUGUGCGUCAGGAGGAUCUAGCUAGCUCAUGUUCUCCUGCUACGUAGCAUGUCCAUCUUGCUUUUCUUUUCUUUGCUUUUC
This is a messenger RNA of Brachypodium distachyon (stiff brome), 494 nucleotides long. RefSeq lists its product as uncharacterized. Gene Ontology annotation, molecular function: fatty acid binding. The coding region runs from base 125 to 460 and encodes 111 amino acids. Gene Ontology annotation, biological process: systemic acquired resistance. The record is from RefSeq and is a predicted model, not a curated record. The transcript is spliced from 2 exons. NCBI's taxonomy places the organism in Eukaryota, Viridiplantae, Streptophyta, Magnoliopsida, Poales, Poaceae.